This is a messenger RNA of Callorhinchus milii (elephant shark), 4863 nucleotides long. It is a transcript of the gene mcc, whose product is annotated as MCC regulator of WNT signaling pathway. The coding region runs from base 35 to 3307 and encodes 1090 amino acids. Gene Ontology annotation, molecular function: calcium ion binding. Lineage: Eukaryota; Metazoa; Chordata; Chondrichthyes; Chimaeriformes; Callorhinchidae. The transcript is spliced from 21 exons. The record is from RefSeq and is a predicted model, not a curated record.
UGACGUGCUUCGGGUGCCGUUAGCCGGGAGGAAGAUGGCGACGGCGGCGGCUGCGGCGAGCGCCAGCAGCGGCAGCAGCGACACUUCGAGCACCGGCGAGGAGGAGCGGAUGAGGCGCCUCUUCCAGACCUGCGAUGGGGACGGAGACGGCUAUAUCAGCAGGAAUGAUUUGCUCAUGGUGUGUCGCCAAUUAAACAUGGAGGAAUCUGUAGCUGAAAUCAUGCAUCAAUUGGGAGCAGAUGAGAAUGGGAAAAUCUCCUUUGAGGAUUUUACACGAUGUCGAAUGCAGCUGGUGUCUGAAAUAAGAAAAGAGGAAGGGGAACUUUCAGUAAAGUCAGAUGACUCUUGCAAGAAAAGAAAAUUACGGGAUAGAAUAGCUUCGUGGCCAACCAGCAGUGACAACAGUCUUGAUGCUGCUGGACCUUCUGUAUUGCAAGAUCUAACAUCAACUGGAGACUCCAACAAUGAAUCCUCCAUUGUAAUUGUGGAAGAGAAUGAGAAAGGACGGCAAAAUAGUGCAUCUCCAAGUGAAGGCAACCUGGAUAAAUCUUCUUUUCAAGGUGCAUUGACAGGAGCCAGGGAGAGCUGGGAAUAUGAUUCUGGAGCUCGGGAUCUUCAAAGUCCAGACCUGCAAUCCCACCCUACUCUUCAGAAACUAUUUGAGUAUGGUGGAGGCAACCUGGAUCAGCAAACUGCUCUGCAAAAACUUUUAGCUCGAGCUUCUAACUUAAGUACUCCAAUGGGGGGUAGUUACCUGGAAUUAGCUAACACACUACAUUUAGCAGCCCUGGCAUCUCUAAAAACUGACAUAGUGGACCUCAACAAAAGACUACAGCAUACAGAACUGGAGAGGGACUUGUUGGAAAAGAAAUUAGCAAAAUCUCAGGUCUCCCCAUUUACCAUCCAAAGUGGAGAGGGCAAGCCGCCUGCUCCCAGGCCACUGCCAAUGCCACAAUAUAAUUGGCUGCUAGGAGGUUCACAAGAUUGUCCCGAGUGUGAACAAUCGCAUCUCAUGAGGGAACAUGAAGAGGUUCAGGAAAGGACGACCCUACGUUAUGAAGAACGCAUCACUGAACUCCAUAGUAUAAUUGCAGAGCUGAAUAAAAAGAUAGACAGGCUACAGGGAACAACAAUAAGAGAAGAAGAUGAGUAUUCAGAGUUGCGUUCAGAACUUAGCCACAGUCAACAGGAGGCAAAUGAUGAUUCUAGGAGUGUGGACCAGGAUCAAACAUCUGCCUCAGUACCAGAGAAUCAGUCUAUCAUGGUAUCUGCAGACAUAGAUACAUGCAGUGACCUUAACUCGGAGCUGCAGAGGGUAUUAACUGGACUGGAGAGUGUGGUAUGUGGAAGGAAGAAAAGCAGCUGCAAUUUAUCAGUGGCAGAGGUAGAUAGACAUAUUGAACAACUCACCACUGCCAGUGAGCACUGCGACCUGGCCAUAAAGACUGUUGAGGAAAUUGAGGGAGUAUUAGGACGUGACUUUUAUCCCACCCUCACCGAGGAGAGAUCUCGAUGGGAGAAGGAGUUAGCGGGCCUCAGGGAAGAAAAUGAAAGCCUCACAGCGAUGUUGUGUAGUAAAGAAGAAGAGCUGAACAGAACCAAGGCCACCAUGAAUGCUAUACGUGAAGAAAGAGACCGGUUACGACGGAGGGUGCGAGAGCUGCAGACACGUCUGCAAAGCAUUCAGGCAUCUGGUCCAGCUAGUCCAAGCCGCUUGACUGCAGCAAAUCGACCAAUCAACCCAAGUACUGGUGAGCUCAGCACAAGCAGCAGCAGCAAUGAUAUCCCUAUUGCAAAGGUUGCUGAACGGGUAAAGCUGUCUAAAACAAGGUCAGACUCGUCUUCUUCAGACCGGCCAGUUCUUGGUUCAGAGAUUAGCAGUAUUGGUGUGUCCAGUAGUGUAGCAGAACACCUGGCCCAUUCUUUGCAGGACUGUUCCAAUAUCCAAGAAAUUUUUCAAACACUCUAUUCCCAUGGGUCAGCCAUCUCUGAAAGCAAAAUUCGUGAAUUUGAAGUGGAAACUGAAAGGCUAAACAGUCGAAUUGAACACUUAAAAUCACAAAAUGACUUAUUAACUAUAACAUUGGAAGAAUGCAAAAGCAAUGCUGAAAGAAUGAGUAUGCUGGUUGGUAAAUAUGAAUCCAAUAGCACAGCAUUAAGGCUUGCAUUGCAGUACAGUGAGCAAUGCAUUGAAGCCUAUGAAUUACUGUUGGCCUUGGCUGAGAGUGAACAAGGGCUUAUUCUGGGGCAAUUCAGAGCUGCUGGUGUUGGAUCUGUAGGUGAUGAAAAUGGUGAGGAAAACAUAACAUUGAUGUUAAAGCGGGCACAUGACUGCAGGAAAACUGCAGAGAAUGCUGCAAAAGCACUAUUAAUGAAACUCGAUGGUAGUUGUGGUGGUGCAUGUACUGUAACGGGAUGUAUUGUACAACCUUGGGAAAGUCUGUCUUCACACAGUCACACCAGCACCACAAGCUCAACUGCCAGCAGCUGCGAUACUGAAUUUACAAAAGAAGAUGAGCAGAGAUUGAAGGAUUAUGUUCAGCAGCUCAAGAAUGACAGAGCAGCAGUCAAGCUAACCAUGUUAGAACUGGAAAGCAUUCACAUUGACCCACUAAGUUAUGAUGUUAAGCCUCGGGGCGACAGUCAGCGACUUGAUCUGGAGAAUGCGGUUCUAAUGCAAGAGCUCAUGGCUAUGAAGGAGGAAAUGGCUGAACUGAAGGCCCAACUUUAUCUGAUGGAGAAAGAGAAGAAAGCGCUUGAGCUAAAGCUGAGUACUCGAGAAGCCCAAGAACAAGCUUACCUUGUGCACAUUGAACACCUGAAAUCAGAAGUAGAAGAGCAAAAAGAGCAACGUAUGCGGUCUCUCAGCUCAACUAGUAGUGGAGGAAAAGACAAACCAGCUAAAGAAUGUGGUGAAGGAGUAACGCAUGCUGUAACAUUAGCUGAACUCAGAACAUAUAAUGAUAGUGAACUUGCUGUUGAGUUAACAAAUGCACUGAGAAGAGAGAAGAAAUUAAAAUCUCGCGUGCAGGAAUUGGUAACUGCUUUAGAAAGAAUGACGAAAAGCAGUGAAGUGCGACAUCAACAGUCUGCAGAGUUUGUUAAUGAUCUCAAAAGAGCAAACAGUAAUCUAGUAGCAGCUUAUGAAAAGGCAAAGAAGAAGCAUCAAAACAAACUGAAAAAGCUGGAGGCACAAAUGAUGGCUAUGGUGGAAAGACAUGAAACACAAGUGCGAAUGCUAAAACAGAGAAUAGCGCUGCUUGAAGAAGAAAACUCCAGGCCUCAGACAAAUGAGACAUCUCUGUAGGAAAACAUUUAGGUGUUAUGGAUACUGUAAAUUGAUACGUUUUGCCACAGAAACUCAGAAGAUCAAAAUAUAAAAAUGGAAACAAGUUAUUGGUUCUUUCUGCUGAUCAAAGGGAACAAGGGUUUCUUCAGUCAUCCAGAUAUUACCACUUUCAACAGAACAGCAGGACAUGAUAGAAGUGGCACCUCAGCAAUUUGGGACUUAAAUAAAAUUUGUAAAUCAUCCCUUACAUGUGCCUGCACACUUCACAGCAUUAUACUUAAAAAGAAACUUACAUCUUAUUAUUGUCUUAAUAUAUCAAAUAUGCAUCUGUAAUUUGCAUUGCAGAGAGCUUUAUAUUAUCACAUUGUACCAAAAAGGCGCGUAAUUGUACAGCAAGGAUUUAGUGUAUUUAGUGUGUGCUGCUACCAACUACUUUGUUUUAUUAUUAAAAUCAUUUUAUGCCAACUUGAGAAACCAACAUGCUAUGUCAAAAAUUUCAAACUAUAUUCUCUCAGUAAGACUGUUAUAAAGCAAUUGUUAUGAAAGAUCCUUCUGAACAAAUUCUGAGGAAGAUUGAAAAUAAUACUGUAGUCCAUGUGGUAUUAAUGCAGAACUAAGAAAUUGUGGAUAGCAAUCCUGAAAGAUGGAUCAGGUUCAUCUAAGGAGCAGAUAUAAUUCCAAUUAUUAAAUGUUUUGUAUAUAUAGCGCCUGAAUGGACCAUAUCUUGUCACAAAAUCUCAUUCCCCAGCUCAAAUAACCGGCCAUUAUAGCUAGCAUAUAACUUUGUCUUGCUUCUUGGUAUAAAAUGGAUUAUGUAAAAAUCCUUACUAUAUGCCAUUACUUUGUUUAAUGCAUAGCUAUGUUUAUACAAUUAUGUUUCGCCUGUUAAGUAUUUAGGCAGAACCAGCUUAGUUUGGGAUAUUCACUUUGGUUUAAUUCAAACUGACUCAAAGGUAUUGAAUACUAAGCCAGAUCUGAACUAUAAUAACAAUCAAUAAAUGUCUAAACCUAUUUUUUAUUGUUGAUAUUUGCAUACCAUGGGUAAUUAGUCAAACAAGCUAAGAAAAAAAUUGGAAACUGGAGUACUGUCCCUUUCAGCCCAGGUAGAUAUACCCUUCCAUUCCAGGACCGUGCGAGGUCAUUUCUGGUGAACCUUGUUGUUUUCCAACUAUUGAUAUUUGUUGCUUACUUUUUGAAUCCCUGAGAAAUGUUUUGUUACAGCCUGCAUUUUGGCAGCCUCCUUACAGAAAUCACCCCAGUGUUUUUUUGGGGGGAGGUCGAACACAUGCAGGAACCAAUUUCCGUGCUUAAGAACAAAAAAAACAGAGUUCCACAUACACAGGUUGACUGCUCCUAGAAAUUUCCCAUUAGUCUGGAAUGGAGUGAGCACUUUCUUUAGAGGGACUCAUCCUGUUUAUUUAAUUCUGGAAUUAAGCACCCCCCUAAUUCCUGCCCUAAGUGACUGGUCUGCCAUUCCAAUUCCUGCUUAAGAUCUAGGCUGACUGGUCUCAUCAACAGUGUCUUGAGUACUGAGAACCUGCCUGGCUCAGAAUCGGACAACUGAGACUGCCACA